Molecule: messenger RNA, 1185 nt
Organism: Gastrolobium bilobum
Lineage: Eukaryota; Viridiplantae; Streptophyta; Magnoliopsida; Fabales; Fabaceae
Product: anthranilate N-methyltransferase-like
Exons: 4
Coding region: 1-1110 (369 amino acids)
Biological process (GO): methylation
Molecular function (GO): S-adenosylmethionine-dependent methyltransferase activity; protein dimerization activity; O-methyltransferase activity
Source: RefSeq, a predicted model, not a curated record
AUGGCUUCUUCAUUAGAAACGAAAAAUGAUGAAGCCAAGAACCUUAAACAAGAAGAAGGACAUACACAAGAAGAAGAUGGCAUCCUUUUUGCCAUGAACAUGAUGAAUUCCGUCGUGGUUCCUCUGGCGAUUCGGUCCGCAAUUGAGAUGGGUAUCUUCGACAUCCUAGCCAAAGCAGGUGAAGGUGUGAAGCUCUCUGCAGAGGACAUUGCAGUUCAAAUUGGUGCAAAGAACCCAGAAGCAACCAAAAUGUUGGAUCGUCUUCUGAGGUUGUUGGCUAGUCAUCACUCCAUUCUAUAUUGCUCACUUGGUGGAGAAGCACACACAAUGCUCUAUUGUCUCUCCCCUUUGUCCAAGUAUUUUGUGACUGAUAAUGAUGGUGUGUCACUCGGAGCCAUCUUGAACUUAAAUCUGGACAAGAUCCAGAUGGAAAGCUGGACAGACUUGAAAGGAGCUAUAAUGGAAGGUGGUGUACCAUUCAACAGGGUUUAUGGCAUGCAUUUAUUUGAGUAUCUGAGUCUGGAUCCCAGGUACAAUGAUGUUUUCAACAAAGCUAUGUUUAGCGUAACCGCUAUGGUCAUGAAGAGGAUUCUUGAGUGCUACGAUGGUUUUGAGCACGUAAAUACACUGGUCGAUGUUGGUGGUGGUCUUGGGAUCAAUCUCAAACUCAUUACUUCCAAAUAUCCUCAUAUCCACGGUGUUAAUUUUGACUUGCCUCACGUGUUACAGCAUGCCCCUAUCUAUGCCGGGGUGAAACACGAGGGAGGUGAUAUGUUUGAGAGUGUUCCUAAUGGAGAUGCCAUUGUCAUGAAGUGGAUACUUCAUGACUGGACUGAUGAACAAUGCUUGAAGUUGUUGAAGAAUUGUCAUAAGGCUAUUCCCAAUGAUGGAAAAGUAAUUGUUGUGGACCAUGUUCUUCCAGCUUUGCCUGAGAAUACAGCUAAUGCCAAGCUUGGUUUCAAAUUUGACCUUAUCAUGAUGAAUCAAACCCCAGGAGGGAGAGAACGAACCCGACAAGAAUUCAUGGAAUUGGCAUUAGGAUCUGGAUUUACUUGCAUCAGAUUCGCCUGCUUUGUCGCUGGCUUCUAUGUUAUGGAGUUCUUCAAGUAGACAUAACUAUUUUGUGUUGGCUCAAUCGUUUUUGUAUCAGUGCAUUUUAAUUAGGCAAAAGUAUUUCUACGUCGU